This is a messenger RNA of Saimiri boliviensis boliviensis (Bolivian squirrel monkey), 1274 nucleotides long. RefSeq names its product RAB13, member RAS oncogene family (gene RAB13). The record is from RefSeq and is a predicted model, not a curated record. Gene Ontology annotation, molecular function: GTP binding; GTPase activity. NCBI's taxonomy places the organism in Eukaryota, Metazoa, Chordata, Mammalia, Primates, Cebidae.
CCCGGAGCCUGGGCGGAGAGGGAGGAAAACUUCCUGGCCAGGGCUCCGUGCCGCUGUUUGCCAGCCGUCCAAUCCCGCCUACCAGUGCCAGGAGCUCCCCACCCCACCCCCGGCUCCCCCGGUGUCCGCCAUGGCCAAAGCCUACGACCACCUCUUCAAGUUGCUGCUGAUCGGGGACUCGGGGGUGGGCAAGACUUGUCUGAUCAUUCGCUUUGCAGAGGACAACUUCAACAACACUUACAUCUCCACCAUCGGUGAGCCCGCUGGCCAUGUCCCAGACCCCGACUCUCCUGUGACCUCAGUCUCAGGCUCCCGGUUUACUAGUGACCCCACUCUUCAGUUCCCUUACAGAAUUGACUUCAAGAUCCGCACUGUGGAUAUAGAGGGGAAGAAGAUCAAACUGCAAGUCUGGGACACGGCUGGCCAAGAGCGAUUCAAGACAAUAACUACUGCCUACUACCGUGGAGCCAUGGGCAUUAUCCUAGUAUACGACAUCACGGAUGAGAAAUCUUUCGAGAAUAUUCAGAACUGGAUGAAAAGCAUCAAGGAGAAUGCUUCUGCUGGGGUGGAGCGCCUCUUGCUAGGAAACAAAUGUGACAUGGAGGCCAAGAGGAAGGUGCAGAAGGAGCAGGCCAAUAAGUUGGCUCGAGAGCAUGGGAUCCGAUUUUUCGAAACUAGUGCUAAAUCCAGUAUGAAUGUGGAUGAGGCUUUUAGUUCCCUGGCCCGGGACAUCUUGCUCAAGUCAGGAGGCCGGAGAUCAGGAAACGGCAACAAGCCUCCCAGUACUGACCUGAAAACUUGCGACAAGAAGAACACCAAGUGCUCCCUGGGCUGAGGACCCUUUCUCGCCUCCCCACCCCGGAAGCUGACCUGAGGGAACAGGGCAGAGGGAGUGAGCAGGGGAGAAACAGCAGAGGGGCUUGCAGGGACAGACAGGUAGAUGGUAAAGAGAAUGAGAAGAAAAUGGAGAAAAGGGACAAGCAGAAAAGAAAGAAGAGAGAGGUAGGGAGAAGGGAGGGGAGAAAUUGAGGAAGUGAAAGGAGGUGAGGAGGCAGGGAGAGAGAGAGGAGGAACGGAAGGGGAGAUGGCCUCAGGCUUCAGACCUUCCCUGGGUUUUCAGAGCAAACAUAAAUGCAAAUACACUGAUUAUUCUGUUACUACAUCAGGGUUUAGCGUCCUGCGAACGGCUGGCUCGGCACUACUCUGAAGAUUUGUUCCUGUUCUGUCACUUUUCAUGGUCUUUCUUGGUAUUAAAGGCCACCGUUUGCACAAAU